UACUCGACUCAGGCAACUUCAAUCUCUCGCACCAACUCGGCACAACAUCACUACCUCAGGCUUAACAUCUAGGCUAGCCCCUUUGUCUCUUCAGAGAACUGUUAGUCCCUGGCCAAGAGACAUCAUGAGUCAACUGGGCGGUCCUGGUGCUCGACAGAGCAACGCCAAGCCAAUCCCCCCUCAACGUGGCAGCUUUCCACUUGAUCAUGAAGGCGAGUGCAAGCAUGUCAUAGCGACCUACCUCGAGUGCAUCAAAAAAGUACGAGGCGUGAACGACGCCGAAUGUCGCGACUUGGCCAAGUCGUAUUUGGCAUGCCGCAUGGACCGCAACCUCAUGGCCAAGGACGAGUUCAGAAACCUAGGUUUCGACAACGGACCACCGCCGACAACAACGAAUAGCAACGAUUACAACCAACACCGGGGGGCUUCGAGCAAGGAGAAGGAUGCACGGCCCGGUGAACUUCGCUGGUAGGUUCCUGUGUAUGUAAUGUUGUCACGUCAGCCUCAUAGAGGGUGUUUGGAGAAACCCCGGGCGGCCGGGAUGUAUUAUAAACGGGCGCAGAUCCUUGCAUCCCAAGUUUGGCUUUGUAUGAUUAGCAUAUAGAAUUAAAUAAGAUGAAAUAACUAUGGAAGUAAAAACUCAUAUAAAUAUGUAAACAUGCAGAGCUUCUGAAAGUUGAUAGACGGUGUGGUUGCUUCCACGGCAUGAAUGCACAGAGAUUGUCAAUAAACAAGGCCCCAUACGCGGGCAUGAAGCUUCAUGCGCCCAUAUGAUGGGCCCCCGUUAUGUGAUGACUGCAAAGCUCGUAAAGAUGGAGGCAAAAGGCAUUGAGUGACUCACUAGAUCACUCGCCCAGUUGUCGGGUGUUGCUUUCCUCGUCAGUGAUGGGGCGGCAUUCGUUUACCCAACCUACCUACCUUCGCAGUGUACAAGUACAGUGUCGCAGAUCUGGGGAAGGGAAUAUCGAUCAGUCUUUUCUUUUGCCAAAGAACUAUGAUGUUUUUUGGGCAGCUUUGUUGUACGCGGUUGGCUGCAGCGAAUAUUUAGGGCUUAUUCAUGCUUGUCAAAUUUUGAAUCUGAAGAAUCGACGGACAAGUCCAAGGCAAAGUUGGAUAGCCGCGAUUUCUGUCAGGGCUAUACUGCGGGCGCCUUUCGAUGUGGGGCUGUGUCCAGUCUUACCUACAUAGGUGCCUACCUUAGUAGGGUCAGCUCGGCUCAGCUGAGUGGGUCGUCCGCCGUUUGGAUAAGAGGUGCAACCCCAACGACAACACUGAAUGAACUGGAAAGUCGGACAGUCAUUGUUGCCCCGACAACCAACCACGGCCGGACACAUGGCCCAGGUAUAACUUCAACGCCAUCAAUCGACUCCCCU
Colletotrichum destructivum is the source of this 1373-nucleotide messenger RNA. RefSeq lists its product as uncharacterized. The transcript is spliced from 4 exons. NCBI's taxonomy places the organism in Eukaryota, Fungi, Ascomycota, Sordariomycetes, Glomerellales, Glomerellaceae. The record is from RefSeq and is a predicted model, not a curated record. The coding region runs from base 125 to 472 and encodes 115 amino acids. Gene Ontology annotation, cellular component: mitochondrial intermembrane space. Gene Ontology annotation, biological process: mitochondrial respiratory chain complex IV assembly.